UUAUCAGGUGAGCAAAUUGGCGGCAUGUCGCAAGUAUAGUGAAUGUGAUAUUAUUGUAUUUCGUGAUAUUAUUGUAUAAGAAAAAUUGUAUAAUUAGGAAAAUGAGUGGGACAAAUAAAUCGAAGAAAUGGAUUUUCUUGUGCUUCUGCCUAUUUCAAUGCGCGUAUGCUCGACGUAUAGUUGAGGAAACAAGAGUGAAUUUUCUGAGUGCAGGUGAUAGCGUAGAAAAUAAUAGUCCUGGUUUAAAAAUAUAUUGUCAUAAUGCAACUUCCAAGUAUCUAACACAUAUGUGGAGAACCAUGACUAUGCAUCUGAACACCAAUACAGACUCCUAUGAUUUAUAUGAUGGUAAAACUUCUUCUGAAAUUUAUCAGAAACAUGAACAAAAUCAAAGAUUGUGGAGUUUUGUUUUCCUAGAUUCAGGAAAACAUACACAGUUUAGAAUCAAUCCUUUUGAAGAUACAUGUAUAGGUGUUUUCAUAGAUCCUUCCAAUGACUCUGAGUAUAUUAUGUCUCUAAUAGAAACACGUAUCAAUGUUUGGGGAUUGACAAUGAUGCUAACAGGUAUCAUACUUUUUUGGUGUGCACAGUUAUUAAGCCAAAAUUCAUUAUUUUAUUAUAUCUGUGGUAUAGCAUUUGGAGUUUUCUUAUCUCUUAUAAUCCUAAUAUAUAUGGUAGGAAAAUUAGUACCACGAGGAAAAGUUAUGUAUUUAAUGUUUGCUACAUCAAUGAGUAUUUAUCUUGCUCGGUUAUUGUGGGAAAAUGCACAGUUAAUUGUGGUACAAUACAGAGAAUGGGUGAUGUGGUAUAUUCUUAUUACUUCUCUGAUCAGUUUUAUGAUCUGCUAUCGGUUUGGUCCUGUUACCAAUGCGAGAACAAAAAAAAUAAUACAGUGGUUUUUACAGCUUAUAGGUUUAUUACUCGUGUAUAAUAGCAGUCAUUUCUAUGAAGCUUCUAUUUCAUGCUGUAUUCUACUUGUACUUCUUUAUAAUUUUCCGAGAGGAGCUUUCGAACGAGGAAAGAGAUAUUGGCAAAGAGCUUUUCCGGAAAAGCGGAAGUUGAUAGAUGAAGAUCAAUAUCGUUUGGAAGGAGUGCGAGAAACUAAAAAAGCUUUAAAGGAAUUACAGACCUAUUGCUCCAGUCCGGAAUGUAAUCCGUGGAAGACCAUUUUAAAAUUGAAAGACCCUAUAAGAUUUGCGAAGUUCAUAAAUGGAGAUUCACAUUUGUCAGAAUAUGAAGUCGAGGAGCAUGAAGAAGAGCUUUCGAAAAUUCUAGAUGAAGAUGAAUACACAGACGAUGAAUAAGGAUUUAUACCACAUAAAACUGAAUUAUAUUUAAUUAUUUGUUUUUUUUUUGUUUUUACUUUAGGAUUCACUAUCAGGACGAAAGUGUAUUUAUUUUCUAACUAGUGGCUUUUUUUGUAGCAAUAACUAUAAAAUACUUUUUUGUUUAUAUAAAGUUUGAUUUAUAUUUUCAAUAUAAAUAUGUACUAUACCUAUAUGAUAAAUUUAUAUGUCAGUUUUUGUGAAUAAUGUUUGCUCAAAGAUAUCUUGUUAUUUAUAUACGACAAUAUCAAUUAUUA
Pseudomyrmex gracilis is the source of this 1582-nucleotide messenger RNA. It is a transcript of the gene Nemp, whose product is annotated as nuclear envelope integral membrane protein 1. NCBI's taxonomy places the organism in Eukaryota, Metazoa, Arthropoda, Insecta, Hymenoptera, Formicidae. The record is from RefSeq and is a predicted model, not a curated record. Gene Ontology annotation, cellular component: nuclear envelope. The transcript has 8 exons. The coding region runs from base 102 to 1304 and encodes 400 amino acids.